UGUGUAGUUAUAAAGUCUCGUCAAGAGUUUAACAGCUCACCCGUUAGAUCGGCGUGUUAUGCGUCAGCGUGUCAGCGGAUAAUAGCGCAAGCACCGCUACCGCGAGCGACCGGUUGGUGGUCGGUUACCGUUGCCAGUGGUUCCCGUCGCGUGUGUGUCUCUCGUUCGUACGUCGUCUGGUAUACGUCCGGUCGCUUAAUCGGAGCAGAACGUGGUGCAAGCGCGGGGAGCAGCGAGUGAGAGAAAUAACAAGCACAGCCGGUGACGAGUAACCAACAAUGGUCGUGAAAAUCUACAUAUCGGGUAUCAGCGGCAACAAGGAAGUGAAGAAAAGACAGCAGCGUGUGUUGAUGAUUCUAGAUAGCAAGAAUGUGGAGUACGAGACCAUUGAUAUAACAGAACCGGGCAAGGAGUUAGAUAAAGAAUUCAUGCAAGCUAAUAGCAAUGCGAGGAACAACAAGUAUCCAUUGCCGCCGCAAAUAUUCAAUGAGGAUGAUUAUUGUGGGGAUUACGAAGACUUCGAUAUAGCAAAUGAAAUAGACGAAUUGGAAAAGUUCUUGAAAGUAACACCCGCAGUCAGCACGGCAGAAAUCACUCUGGAAUCAAAAUCUCAGAGCGAUGAGAUACAAGAAAACGGAAAUACUUCAAGUCGAGAGCCUUCCGCAGACAAAGAAGCAGUACUCUCCGAUAGUUUACAAGAAAGAACAGCUCUAGAGAGCGAGAAUAAAGCGUUAGACGAGUCAAAACCGACUGAAGUAGAUAGCGCUGCGAAAGCCAGCGAGGAAGGUGCCGAGGAUAGCGGUGAUAAAAACGAAGAGAAAUCCGACGAUCAAGAGAAAGAGGAAUAGAUGCAAAAGUAACACCCAUGUGAAAUUAUGGGAUAUUCCACACAGUGACAUCUUUUCUUUUCCACCUCCAAGCGUAUUUUGCAAAGCUACGUUUAUUACAAUACUAAGGCUGAACGAAGGUACUGCCAAGAUUAAUAUUCUGUAUUUGCGGAAAGUCUGUUAUGAACAAGUAUAUAAGUGGCGCAAUAGAACAUACUUUUGUAAAAAAAAAAAAAAAAA
This is a messenger RNA of Pseudomyrmex gracilis, 1067 nucleotides long. Its product is annotated as SH3 domain-binding glutamic acid-rich protein homolog. The record is from RefSeq and is a predicted model, not a curated record. Lineage: Eukaryota; Metazoa; Arthropoda; Insecta; Hymenoptera; Formicidae. The transcript has 5 exons. Gene Ontology annotation, cellular component: cytoplasm. Bases 279 to 848 code for a protein of 189 amino acids.